Messenger RNA from Fusarium odoratissimum NRRL 54006, 318 nucleotides. RefSeq lists its product as uncharacterized. Lineage: Eukaryota; Fungi; Ascomycota; Sordariomycetes; Hypocreales; Nectriaceae. The transcript is spliced from 2 exons. The coding region runs from base 1 to 318 and encodes 105 amino acids. The record is from RefSeq and is a predicted model, not a curated record.
AUGCUGCUUUAUUCCAUUAUCGUCAGUAAUGCCAUCCUCUCUUUUGCGCCAAUGGCCCUGCUUGUUGCUCGAGACGCGAUUCAGGCUGAUGACAUUGUACGUUAUGAUGAAACCAUGAAGACUAUUGUCGGCAAUCAGAUUCUUAACCUUUACCCGGAGAAUCUAGUAAUCAGGCUCGACAUCCAUGAAUACCCAUCUGGAAAAAUUAUCCGGUCUGAGGUGUUCAAGCCAAGCCGAGAUACCAAUGCAUACUUCAAACAGGAGGAUGAACUAGCAAAAGAUUUUCUUCAACAAUCUUCCAGGGAAGGAACAUCAUAA